Molecule: messenger RNA, 1402 nt
Organism: Orcinus orca (killer whale)
Lineage: Eukaryota; Metazoa; Chordata; Mammalia; Artiodactyla; Delphinidae
Gene: MPC1
Product: mitochondrial pyruvate carrier 1
Exons: 4
Coding region: 689-889 (66 amino acids)
Biological process (GO): pyruvate import into mitochondria
Cellular component (GO): mitochondrial inner membrane
Source: RefSeq, a predicted model, not a curated record
UUGCUGGUAGAAUUCUGCAGCAUUGUGCUUCUCUCCAACUUGUCAUUUUCAAAGAAAUGCCCCCUAUAAGCCCGUGCUGUCCAGUCUGAGAGCCACAAGCCCCAGGUGGCAGGGGAGCUCGUGGAGGGUGGCCAGUCCAAGCUGAGCUGUGUCGACACCCACCGGAUCUCGGAGGCUCAGUGCCGAAAAAGAAUGUAAAAUACGUCAUCAGUAGGUUGUUAUUGAUUACGUGUUCAAAUUAAAAUAGUUAGAAAUGUUGGAAUAAAUAAUAAAAUUAACUCCUGUUGUUUUUCACUUUUGUUAAACAUGACUUCUAGAAAUUUUUAAAUUUCAUGUGACUCCUGUUUGUGACUUGCAUUAUAUUCCUGUUGGAUAGCUCCACUCUAAGGAUUAAGUUUACGUUUCAAAAAUUAAGGUUUACUUUCAUUAGGUCAAAGUUAUUGACCUAAUAUCACUAGAUCUUCUCAAGAAAAAAAAAAGAAUAUGUGCUCCUAGUGUUGUAGUUCUGUUACUGAAACUUGAACACAUGUAUGAGGUUAAAGUAACCGAAAUCUUACAAAGCAUCUGAUCUUUUUUUUUUUUCCCCUCAUGUCUCUCCUGUCUGAACCUCGGUGACUCCUCACAAAAUAGUACGCACUUUUGGGGCCCAGUAGCCAACUGGGGUCUUCCCAUUGCCGCCAUCAAUGACAUGAAGAAGUCUCCGGAGAUUAUCAGCGGGCGGAUGACAUUUGCCCUCUGCUGUUACUCGCUGGCGUUCAUGAGAUUCGCCUACAAGGUGCAGCCUCGCAACUGGCUGCUGUUCGCCUGCCACGCCACCAACGAGGUAGCCCAGCUCACCCAGGGCGGACGGCUGCUCCGGCACGAGAUGUCUAAAAAUGCCUCAGCAUAACAAUGGAAAAUGAAGAACCGGCUUCUUGAAGGGGUGGCAUUGCCAGCUGCUGCUGCUGAGUCACACAUUCCACCCUAGUGAAUAGUCUUGCUAAGAGAAAUAUGCAGAAUGCUAUUUUUACUAACCAGACGAUUCUUCUAGAAAUAGCAGGGAGUUCCCAAACCCACUCUCGGCUGCCUUACAAGUACUGAAUGUUUUACUUCUCUUCAGAAAGCAUAGCUCAAAUAUGCGAUCAAUGUAAUGAUUCCCAGUGAUGGUUUUAUCUGCAGUAAUAUGUAUGUUAUCUGUUAGAAGUUACCUUAUGAAAAACCGAAGAGAACAAAAUUUGUAACCAUCAGCAUUUAAGUACUCAGAAAUCCUGACCUUUCGUUUAAUGACCAUGAGACAGCUGGCAGCUGGCCACAUAGCUAAAAUCACAUUGCCAGUGUUUGAAAAGGUAUUUGUAUUUCCAUGCAGUGUGUAUAUUGAAAUGCUGUAAAUUAAUGGCAAUAAAUGAUUUAAAUAUUUGUCAAA